Molecule: messenger RNA, 1800 nt
Organism: Dothidotthia symphoricarpi CBS 119687
Lineage: Eukaryota; Fungi; Ascomycota; Dothideomycetes; Pleosporales; Dothidotthiaceae
Product: prenylcysteine oxidase-like protein 1 precursor
Exons: 3
Coding region: 124-1722 (532 amino acids)
Biological process (GO): prenylated protein catabolic process; prenylcysteine catabolic process
Molecular function (GO): prenylcysteine oxidase activity
Source: RefSeq, a predicted model, not a curated record
CCAUCACCAGGAUGACUUGAACCACCACAUCCCAAGGCCUUCGCCUUUCGAUAUCACUACAGCUCGAACUUCACAUCUCGGCUUUGACAAAACCGUAUCCCGAUCAAAACACAGCCGUCCAACAUGGUGCGAGUCCUCCGCGUCGCCGCACUCGUCCCCUUCGCCAGCGCGCUGAGCAGCACCCAUGAAGCACCCGCAAAGCGCGUCGCAAUCAUAGGUGCCGGCGCCGGCGGCGCAUCAACAGCGUACCACCUCGCCCAAUACGCCGCCAACUCCUCCAUCCCCGUCAACAUCACCGUCUUCGAGCGCGCAUCCUACAUCGGCGGGCGCACCACGACCGUCAACGCAUGGGACGACGCCGCCUCCCCCAUCGAGCUCGGCGGCAGCAUCUUCGUCGAAGUAAACCGCAUCAUGGUCUCAGCGACGAAAGCGUUCAACCUCUCGACCGCCGACUACGACAGCACAGCACAACUCGAACUCCCUGAUCUGGGCAUCUGGGACGGGCAGAGUUUUGUGCUGGUCACACGGCAGGAGGAUGGGUGGUGGGAGAAGACGAAGCUGGUGUGGCGGUAUGGGACGGCGCCGUUCUGGACGAAUCGGCUUAUGAAAGCGGCGGUGGGCAAGUUUCUGACCAUGUACGAGGAGCCUGUUUUUCCGUGGACGAGUCUGAGCGAUGUUGUGGAGAAGGUGGGGUUGUUGGGUGUGACGGGGGUGACGGGGGAGCAGUUCCUCGAGGCGAAUGGCGUGUUGGGGAGGUUUGCGAGGGAGGUGGUGCAGGCUAGCACACGAGUAAACUACGCCUCCAACCUCGCGCACAUCCACGGCCUCGAAACAAUGGUCUGCAUGGCCACCACAGGCGCAAUGUCCAUCCACGGCGGCAACUGGCUUAUCUUCUCGCACAUGCUCUCCUCCUCCCCACGCAUAACAACCCACCUAAACACCCCCGUAACCUCCCUCUCAAAACAACAAAACGGAACAUACCACCUCACCACCCCCAACACCACAGUCCCCUUGCAAUACGACGCCGUAAUCCUCGCCUCCCCCCUCCAAUUCGCAAACCUCACACUCUCCCCCCCUCCCGCCCACACUCCAGACACAAUCCCCUACACAGCCCUGCACACCACGCUCUUCGCUUCGCCGCACGCGCUCAAUCCCCAAGCGUUCAAUCUGCCAUCUACGGCGAAGGUCCCGCAGAUCGUCCUCACCACGCUGCCCGACGGCGAGGACGCAAGAGAAGACCCCGGUUCACCCGCGUUUUACAGCAUCUCGCUGCACGACUACCGCUUGAACCCGCGCGCCACGCCGCCGCGCAUGGAGUACGUGUAUAAAAUCUUCUCGGGGGUGCGCGUGGACGCCGGGUUCCUAAGCGGGAUCCUGGGGCGCAACGUCAGUCUCCCCGACGAAGCCGCAGACGAAGGCGUAGCCGGGGAGGUUAAACACGACGGCACAACACAGCCUAAGCUAAACCCCAAUGCGCAUGUUAGCUGGAUACAUCGUAAACUGUGGCUCUCGUAUCCGCGCGAGUAUCCGCGUGUGACGUUUGAAGAGGUAGUGCUGGAUGAGGGGCUGUGGUAUACGAGUGGGAUUGAGGGGUUUGUGAGUACGAUGGAGACUAGUGCUUUGAGUGGGAUGAAUGUUGCGCGGUUGGUUAGGGAUGGAUGGGUUGCUGGGAAGGGGGGGAAGGAGGAGGAAAAGGAGGAGGAGGGGCAGAGUGAGCUGUGAGGUAUCUACUGGUUGCUUAGUGGUUUGAUGGGAUAUGAUUUACAUCUCAAUCCUCAACCCCGUUCUCGUGCUCUGCGU